Mixia osmundae IAM 14324 is the source of this 1558-nucleotide messenger RNA. RefSeq lists its product as uncharacterized. The transcript has 5 exons. Lineage: Eukaryota; Fungi; Basidiomycota; Mixiomycetes; Mixiales; Mixiaceae. Gene Ontology annotation, cellular component: endoplasmic reticulum. Gene Ontology annotation, biological process: response to endoplasmic reticulum stress; protein folding. The record is from RefSeq and is a predicted model, not a curated record. Gene Ontology annotation, molecular function: protein disulfide isomerase activity. Bases 10 to 1488 code for a protein of 492 amino acids.
AUUAAAGCCAUGCGAGGAUUGGUAUUUGCUGCUCUGGCGGCAGUCGCAGCCGCCAGCGACGUGCUGGAACUCGGCAAGGACACGUUCAGGUCGACUGUCGACAGCUCAGAUCUUCUCCUGGCAGAGUUCUUUGCGCCCUGGUGUGGUCACUGCAAGGCUCUUGCUCCCCACUACGAGGAGGCAGCUACUGCGCUCAAGGAGUCCAACAUCAAGCUCGCCAAGAUCGACUGCACACAAGAAGCUGAUCUUUGUGCAGAGCUCGGUGUCAAUGGUUACCCCACACUCAAGGUCUUCCGCAACGGCAAGGAAGCUGACUACGCUGGCACUCGAGAAGCGCCUGGCAUCAUCAGCUACAUGAAAAAGCAAGCACUACCGGCCGUCUCUGAUGUCACCUCGAGCAAUCACGACGAGUUCAGCAAGACGGACAAGGUCGUCAUCAUUGCCUACCUCGACUCAACCGACACUGAGCACAAGGAGACCUUCACCAAAUUUGCCAACACCCACCGCGACAGCUACGUCUUUGGCUUGACCCACGAUAGCUCGCUUGCCGGUGCAUCGGGUGCAAAGAUUGUCCUGCACAAGUCGUUCGAUGAGGGCAGGAAUGACUUCCCUUCCAGCUCGUUCACUGAGGAUUCGCUCCUUGAGUUCGUCAAGACUUACGACACCCCUCUGCUCGAUGAGAUCUCGCCCGACAACUUUGCCAAGUACGCAGAAUCCGGCCUGCCGCUCGCCUACGUCUUUGUCGAACGAACAGAUGAGAGCCGUGAGGCGCUCGUCAAGUCGCUCGAGCCACUCGCUCGCGAAGUCAAAGGCAAGGUCAACCUCGUCUGGAUUGACGCGCUCAAGUUUGGCGAUCACGCAAAGUCUCUCAACCUUGAAGACGCCAAGUGGCCCGCCUUUGCGAUCCAGGAUGUUCAAGAGGCCACCAAGUUCCCUCUUGAUCAAUCUCUUACUGUCGACCCUGAGAACGUCGGCGCAUUCGUUCGCAAAUACUUGAAGGGCGAGAUUGAGCCUAGCAUCAAGAGCGAGGCUGUGCCCGCUACUCAAGACGAAUCUGUCUACGUUCUCGUAACGUCAGAAUUUGAAAAGGUCGCACUUGACGACAGCAAGGAUGUUUUCCUCGAGAUCUAUGCGCCUUGGUGUGGACACUGCAAGCGCCUGAAGCCCAUCUGGGAGCAGCUGGCAGACCAAUUCAGCGAGCACAAGGACAAGUUCCUCGUUGCCAAGCUUGACGGAACUGCCAACGACAUCCCGCCUACCGCAGGCGGUAAGAUCGCUGGUUUCCCUACCAUUCGAUUCAAGCCAGCUGGCUCGAAAGAAUGGAUCGAAUACGAAGGCGAUCGCAGCAUCGAAGAUCUCAUCUCGUUUGCAGAGAGCAAGAGCGCCAACCAGGUCAAGUCCAAGGGCGACCUGCCGACGUUUGAAGCCGAAGGCUCCGGGGAUGAAGCCAGCGAUGAUGAGGAAGAAGCUGCCCAUGAUGAGCUCUAGAUGCUAUGCUUUGAAUCUUUUCCGGGAUCUGUCAAACGCAACCUGUAGCUACAAUGAUGCAACAAACUGC